AUGAAUCAAAAUAUAAAAAACACUUCUCGGGCAGAUCGAAUAAGUAGCAAGGAUCAACAAAAGAAAACUAGCUUCGAGGAAGUUUCACAAAGCCCCCCACGUAAUAAUAGCUUUGAAUCAUCAAUGGAUACACGGUUUAGCUAUGCAAAUUCAAAUAAAAGCAGCAUUUCCUUUGAAUCUACUCAGACCACAGAGAGGCUUCUCGAUAAGCUGGACCUUAGUUUAGAAGACGAACGCCUACUCCAAGAAGCUUUGUUAGAAGAGGAAAAUGCCUCUAGAAGCUCUCAAUUGUCACAAACAACAGCCGGUCCCACAUUAUGUAUGCCUGCGUCGGAGUUUCCGUCAUUGAGGUAUAGAAGCAGUCCUUCCCCAACAUAUGUGCAAGCUAGGGAUCGCUCUCUUAUAAUCAACAGUCUAAAGGAGAAGGAUUCUACAUUGAGAGGCAAAUAUUCUUCUUGCAAAGUGGAAAGGCAUUUGCCAGCGAAAUCAAGAUACUCUUAUAUCGUCGAAGAAGAUCAUGACUCCGAAACUUCAAACGGAAUGAACCCUUCAAUGGACAGAAAUAACAAUCACUACAAAUAUCCGAAUCCUGAUAAAAAUGAUACCGCUACAAAUACCCCGAAUGCUUUAAACUUUGAAAAGUAUAGAAUUGAGAACACGAAACUGCAGCAUUUAUACCCGAUGUUAAUAUCUGAUAACAAUAACAAACCCAAGAAUAAAGACUGGACAACUGAAAAGGAGAGCUCCCCUAAUGAAUACACGUCUAUGCAAAGAAACAACCACCUUUAUCGAAAUGGAAGUUCGACAAGCACCGAUACUUCGUUUUCCGAAGUUGGGCAAUUAUCCAAACCGAAAACUCAAUCCUCUUUUGAAAGUGAGUCUUCAUCAUUUUCUAAACUCAGAAUAACGACAAACGAUACUACUCCUGUUAAAACCUCUCCGAGACGAUCUGGUUCUUCUACUUCCACAAUAACAAAACCCAGUACGCUGACAGACGAUGUUUCAGUACCUCCAACACCACCGUAUAAAACUCAUAAGAAAAAAUCCUCAUUGAGCUCCCUAAAAAAACUGUUCAAAUCUCCCAGAGCAAGGACAAAGAACAAAAAAGACUUUGAUUCCGAAGGCUCGAGCCCAAGUCACUCUACAACAAAUUUGUUAGACUUUUCCGGUGAAAAUAUCCAUUUGCCUCAGACCUCCGCUAGUACUAAUAGUUCUAACCCUCAUUUGGCUAAAUACAUCUUCCCCCCAAACCCUGUCUUCCAUUUCAAAACAUCAUCAUCAGCUCAACAAAUUGCUGAUAACAAAAUAAACGAUAAACUACGGCCAAAUAGGACUCAUCUGAGAACUUUUUCAGACUUUCAAAGAAUGGAAAAGAAUUCAAAAACAACUGAUCUAAAUGCUCCGACAUCACAAUCAAGUAAACUUAAUUGUUCUAGAGUCAGAAGAAGAACACUUUCCCUAGACGGCAUGGUACCAAAUAAUCCAACUCAAUACGCCGACAUUCUUAAUCACAAGAAACAAGAAUCAAACACAACAGACACUCGCGAAAAACUUAAAUUUCAUCAAGAACCUUUUAAUAGUGAUGAGUCUUCACAUAUCGGGUUGGCAAUUACCAUGCGUCAUCAAGGCAAACUAGAAGAAUCCGCCCAACGCCUGAAAAAAGCCUGCAUGUGUGGUAACAAGACAGCAUUCUUGCUUUAUGGGCUAGCUCUACGACACGGUUGCGGGGUGGAUAAGAACUUAAAGCUAUCAUUAGGCUAUUUGAUGGCUGCCACUGAUAUAAAAUCCUUUACCACUGAAGUUCUUAAUUUAGAUAUAAAUCCGUUAAACAUAACUUCGAUAAAUGACAUUCCUGAUAUAGCGCCUGAACCAACAGCCCCCGCCUUGUAUGAAUGCGGUAUGGCGUAUUUAAAAGGUCUUGGAGUAGACUACCCAGAUGAAAUAAAAGGUUUAAAAUUUUUAGAGAAAGCUGCCAUAUUGGGCCAUGUAGAUUCUAUGUGUUUAAGUGGAACAAUUUGGUCCAAGACUUCAAAUAUAAAAAAAAAAAAUCUCAUGAGAGCAGCUGCAUGGUUUAGAAUAGCUGAUAAAAAGGGUGCGAACUUGUUAGGUUCAGAUUGGAUUUAUAAAGAAAAGUAUAUGAAACGAUGUCCAGAAUAA
Molecule: messenger RNA, 2157 nt
Organism: Saccharomyces eubayanus
Lineage: Eukaryota; Fungi; Ascomycota; Saccharomycetes; Saccharomycetales; Saccharomycetaceae
Gene: DSF2
Product: Dsf2p
Exons: 1
Coding region: 1-2157 (718 amino acids)
Molecular function (GO): protein binding
Source: RefSeq, a predicted model, not a curated record